GUUGAAUAUUCUAAGUCUACCGUCAAUACUAUAUGGCAAUUCCAUCUUUAUGGGAUAUCUGGCGCCAAAAUCGGCCGACAUCUUGAUAUCCCAAAGUCCUCAGUCAACACCAUCAUCCGAAGGCUGCGCAAGCACCCCCUCUAUAUAUAUUCGAAAGCGCUUCGUACAGGACGUCCUCCUAAGCUAGAUGAACGCGCAGAGCGACACUUAAUACGCUAGGUUGCGUUGAACCCUUUUGCCACGAUACAUACGAUCGCGACGCCGUCGAAGACUGGAUGCGCUAUCCACAUCAACACCGCCCGCAAAUACCUGGCAAAGCAUAAAGUAUACGCCUUCAGGCCUCGUCGCAAGCCUUAUUUAUCGAAACUCUACAAGAAAAAGCGCAUCCGAUUUGCUAGGCUCCAUCGGAACUUAGAUGAGGAUGAUGUAGCAUGUGUGGCAUUUUGCGACAAGGCAACUUUUAAAGUU
Messenger RNA from Trematosphaeria pertusa, 468 nucleotides. RefSeq lists its product as uncharacterized. The transcript has a single exon. The annotation marks the transcript as partial. The record is from RefSeq and is a predicted model, not a curated record. NCBI's taxonomy places the organism in Eukaryota, Fungi, Ascomycota, Dothideomycetes, Pleosporales, Trematosphaeriaceae.